GCUGCUACGAGGACGUAACAAAGCGCACGGCGCGUUCUACAAGAAGACGCGAGCGCGCGCCUCACCAUAUAUAUAUGGCGAAGGCGAAGGUUCUGUGGGGAAAGCAAGCGGCAACGACGAGCAAGGGCUCCUCGCCGGUGCGCGCCGGCGACGGGGCGACGAUGCCCAGAGGGUACGUACCCAUGCGGCUCGUCGGCGGCAGCAAGGAGCAACAGAGGAUCCUCGUGCCGGUGGCGCUGCUCAAGGAGCCUCGCAUGGUGGAGCUGCUGGAGAUGGCCGAGCGGCUGUAUGGGUACGGGCAGCCCGGCGUGCUGCGGAUCCCCUGCGACGCCCGCCGCUUCCAGCACUACAUGCAGCAGCUCAUGGGUCUGGCGUGCAUGGCCAGCAGGUAG
Messenger RNA from Zea mays, 392 nucleotides. RefSeq names its product auxin-responsive protein SAUR71-like. NCBI's taxonomy places the organism in Eukaryota, Viridiplantae, Streptophyta, Magnoliopsida, Poales, Poaceae. The transcript has 2 exons. The record is from RefSeq and is a predicted model, not a curated record. Gene Ontology annotation, biological process: response to auxin. Bases 75 to 392 code for a protein of 105 amino acids.